Suillus discolor is the source of this 777-nucleotide messenger RNA. RefSeq lists its product as uncharacterized. Bases 1 to 777 code for a protein of 258 amino acids. The record is from RefSeq and is a predicted model, not a curated record. NCBI's taxonomy places the organism in Eukaryota, Fungi, Basidiomycota, Agaricomycetes, Boletales, Suillaceae. The transcript is spliced from 6 exons.
AUGUCCCGAAAUGUCGUCACAGAUAUCAGAUGUUGCGAAAGCAUCCACUACAAGCGUGAGGUCGUCGAGGGAGAGUGGCAAUUUGCAAAUGACGGGUUGAGAGAGAUAUCUUUCAAGUCCAACUUCGAACUGACUCACUGCUUCGUCUUGGACGAUGACCCCAGCCGCAUGUUCUCAGUCAAGAUUUUAGAGACGGAUACCGUCAGUUGCCUGAAACAGGUUAUCAAGAAAAUGAGGAAUGCAUUUCACGACGUAGAUGCGGACACUCUCCAGCUAUGGAAGAUCUCCCGCAUGAAGCUUAAGCCGCUUACCCGACUCCUCUCCGAAGUGUUCACUGUGAGUCCGGAGGAUGAACACCCUCAUAUAUUUGUACAACACGUCGUCGUACAACCGCCACCUGCUGUCGGCCACCCGUCCAUCCACCUCAACUGCUUAAUCUUGGAUGACGACCCCAGCCACGUUUUCUCAGUUAAGAUUUUACAGACGGACACUGUCGAUAUUGACCCAGAGAAAAAGGAGAAGUUGGAUCUCCCGGAUGAUGCCAAGGAGCUUAAACCGCCAACCCAACUCUCCCAAGUGUUUACUGUUCAAGUUGGACCAGAGGACGGACACCUUCAUAUAGUAUUCGUACAACACCCCGCUAAUGCCUCCCGUGAUCAUUUGCAACCGUCGUCUUCCACACUCCCAAAAACAACACAGCAACUUCGUGCAGAGUGGAUCCGGAAUUUUGACGAAUUUUGCUCGAAAACUCCGCCUUCCUUUGUUUACUCUACGUGA